Molecule: messenger RNA, 2048 nt
Organism: Balearica regulorum gibbericeps (East African grey crowned-crane)
Lineage: Eukaryota; Metazoa; Chordata; Aves; Gruiformes; Gruidae
Gene: SOX10
Product: SRY-box transcription factor 10
Biological process (GO): negative regulation of transcription by RNA polymerase II; enteric nervous system development; morphogenesis of an epithelium
Cellular component (GO): nucleus
Molecular function (GO): DNA-binding transcription factor activity, RNA polymerase II-specific; RNA polymerase II cis-regulatory region sequence-specific DNA binding
Source: RefSeq, a predicted model, not a curated record
CGAUGGCUGAUGACCAAGACCUUUCAGAGGUGGAGAUGAGCCCAGUGGGCUCUGAAGACCACCACUGCCUCUCGCCAGGACCCUCCAUGGUGUCGGACAACUCUCCGCACCUCGCCGGCUCUGGGAACGGGGAGAUGGGGAAGGUCAAGAAGGAACAGCAAGACUCAGAGGCGGACGAUGACAAGUUCCCAGUGUGCAUCCGCGAGGCGGUCAGCCAGGUGCUGAGCGGCUAUGACUGGACCCUGGUACCCAUGCCUGUCCGGGUCAAUGGAAGUAACAAGAGCAAACCCCACGUCAAGCGGCCCAUGAAUGCCUUCAUGGUCUGGGCACAGGCUGCCCGGAGGAAACUGGCUGACCAGUACCCGCACCUCCACAAUGCUGAGCUCAGUAAGACCUUGGGGAAGCUCUGGAGGCUGUUGAAUGAAAGUGACAAGCGGCCCUUCAUUGAAGAGGCGGAGCGGCUGAGGAUGCAGCACAAGAAGGACCAUCCUGAUUACAAGUACCAGCCCCGCCGGCGGAAAAACGGCAAGGCCACACAAGGCGAGGGCGAAGGCCAGGUGGAGGGGGAGACUGGAGGGGCUGCCGCCAUCCAGGCCCACUACAAGAACGCCCACCUGGAUCACAGGCAUCCUGGUGAAGGGUCGCCCAUGUCCGAUGGUCAUCCAGAACACUCCUCAGGUCAGAGCCAUGGGCCCCCCACACCUCCCACCACCCCUAAGACUGAGCUGCAGGCAGGCAAAGCCGACUCCAAACGAGAAGGGCGUUCCUUGGGGGAAGGGGGAAAGCCACACAUUGACUUUGGCAAUGUGGACAUCGGGGAGAUCAGCCAUGAAGUGAUGUCCAACAUGGAGACCUUUGAUGUGAAUGAAUUUGACCAAUAUCUGCCGCCCAACGGACACGCUGGCCACCCAGGCCAUGUUGGGGGCUACGCGGCAGCAGCGGCUGCUGGCUACGGCCUCGGGAGCGCCCUGGCUGCAGCCAGCGGACACUCCGCCUGGAUCUCCAAACAGCAUGGAGUCUCCUUGUCCACUGCCACCUCAUCGGUGGUGGACUCCAAGGCCCAGGUGAAAACGGAGGGGUCUGCCCCUGGAGGCCAUUACACCGACCAGCCCUCCACCUCCCAGAUAGCUUACACAUCCCUGAGUCUGCCCCACUACGGUUCAGCCUUCCCCUCCAUCUCCAGGCCACAGUUCGCCUACCCGGACCACCAGCCAUCGGGACCCUACUACAGCCAUUCCACCCAAGCCUCUGGCCUCUACUCUGCCUUCUCCUAUAUGGGACCUUCCCAACGUCCCCUUUACACUGCCAUCUCUGACCCUGCACCCUCUGUGCCACAGUCCCACAGCCCCACACAUUGGGAACAGCCCGUCUAUACGACUCUCUCCAGACCGUAGGGAAUGGGGAAUGGUGACCGAAGCAGCGACGGAAAGGCUCCGAAGAAUCAGCACAGGCAGAAGAGCCUCCGAACUCCGAGGUCACUCAGUGCCAUCCAGCCACCAGAACCCACUGAGUAUACAGAAGUGCCUUUCUUGACCCCGGCUAUCGCUGGCUCACCCGCCUAGAGGAAGGUUUUUUGUCCUUUCGCCCUUUACCGAUUUCACGCAGGCCACGCGACUGGCUUGCGACACCUUAUUGGCCUUCUAGAUGAGGAUUCUAGACAUGGAGUGACUGGUCCGUGGUGGGUUUCGUUGUGCGCACCCUGGACUGUACGACGAGUGAGACUGUCCUUUUCUUCCCCUCCCCAAACUGCUCCAGGUAGUUAGCAAGUGUUUCCAACAGGCCACAAUGGCCAACGCUUUGUCACCUGCUGCAGGUGAAGGGUGGUUGCUCAGCCUUGGUGAACACGUUAUGGGAGCAGUAGUAGGGAGGACGGCACGGCUGGCUUCUUUGCGAUCAGCGUCGUGCAGCAGUCCUGCCUAAGAUUCACACGUGCAUGAAUCUUGAACCCCGCUGGAAGACCAACCUACGCUUGCUUCCCUGCUGAUUUCCACAGCUGCAUCCUAGCUUUUCUCCCUGCCUCUCCCUCCGUCCUGUCUGUGUUUAACCCC